CAUGAAGAACUAAUAACAAUAACAUACAAUAAUGCAAGUACAUAUAAACUCUCAUCACUUUUCCUUAAGAACUUAUUACAAAGGAAUUGAAAAAAAAGGUGGUAGCAAAAGGGUGUGGGGUGUGUUUCCUUCAAGAAGCAAAGUUGUUAUGGCGAGUAGUGAUGGAAACAACAACACAAAAUCUUCUCAAAGGGUGAAAGCCAUUGUGACCUUAAAACAAAAUGGUGGUGGUCUUCUAAAUGGAGUUGUUGAUGGGAUUGAUGAAUUGGUUGGCAAAAAACUUGUUUUGGAGCUUGUGAGCAAUGAUCUUAAUCCAAAGGUGAACUCAGAGAAAGGGACCACCAUAAAAGGUUAUAAUGUGCACAAGACAAAUGAAAAUGAAAAUAAUGAAGUUCUUUAUGAGGCCUCAUUUGAAGUUCCACCAGAGUUUGGUGAAGUUGGUGCUGUUCUUGUUGAAAAUGAGCAACAUGAAGAGUUGUUUCUGAAGAGUAUAGUAAUUGAUGGUUUCCACAAUAAUAAUGGAUCUUUAAACUUCACAUGUGAUUCAUGGAUUCAACCCAAGAAUAAUGAUAAGGCUUCUAAUAAGAGAGUCUUCUUCUCUAACAAGUGUUAUUUACCAUCAGAAACACCAAAAGGAUUGAGAAAGCUGAGAGAAGAGGAAUUGGGGGAACUAAGAGGGAAUGGAGAAGGAGAAAGAAAGAGCAGAGAUAGAAUAUAUGACUAUGAUGUGUACAAUGACCUUGGUGACCCUGACCUCUCCAUUCAACUCAAGAGACCUGUUCUUGGUGGUUCUAAACACUAUCCUUAUCCAAGAAGGUGUCGCACUGGUAGGCCUCACUCUAAUAAAGAUCCUUUAUCAGAGAAGAGAAGUGGAAGUUUCUAUGUUCCUCGAGAUGAAGAAUUCGGUGAAAGAAAGCAAAAGCAAUUCACAGAAACCAUAGUAUCAUCAGGUGUAAGUGCAGUCUUAAAAUCCUUGGAUGCAAUUUUCACAAACCUGAAUAUUGGAUUUCCAAGCUUUGAGGACAUAGAUUCUCUCUACAAAGAAGGCUAUGAGUUACCACCUCUUCAUGCAACUGCUUUGAAUAUCAUCCAAAACGCCAUUCCAACUUUCUUCAAACCUGCUAAUCACAGAGACAAUCUUUUGAACUUUGAUGCCCCACAACCAUUUAAAAGGGACAAAUUCUUCUGGCUCUCAGAUGAGGAAUUUGCUAGGGAGACUUUGGCAGGUGUCAAUCCAUAUAGCAUCCAAUUGAUCAAGGAAUGGCCAUUGAGGAGUAAACUAGAUCCCAAAGUGUAUGGUCCACCAGAAUCAGCUAUUACUAGUGAAGUCAUUGAGUCACAAAUAAAUGGCAGAGUUGAACAGGCAAUAAGUGAGAAGAAGUUGUUCAUGUUGGACUACCAUGACUUACUAUUACCAUAUGUAAGCAAAGUAAGAGAGAUUGAAGGGACAACACUGUAUGGAUCAAGGACUAUAUUCUCACUAACAAGCAAAGGAACAUUGAAGCCACUUGCAAUUGAGCUCACUAGACCACAAAUCAAUAACAAUGGACAAUGGAAGAGAGUGUACACUCCUUCUUCUUCUUCUUCAACUGAACUUUGGCUUUGGAGGCUUGCAAAAGCUCAUGUAGUUGCCCAUGAUUGUGGAGUUCAUGAACUUGUUAGCCAUUGGUUAAGAACUCAUGCUUCAGUGGAACCAUAUGUGAUAGCAACAAAGAGGCAACUAAGUGCAAUGCAUCCAAUAAAUAGAUUAUUGCAUCCUCAUUUGAGAUACACUUUGGAGAUCAAUGCCCUUGCACGACAACUUCUUAUUAGUGCAGCUGGCAUCAUUGAGCUUUCUUUCUCUCCUCAGAGAUAUUUUAAGAGUUAUAAUUCGUUUUAUAUAAGCAGCACUCAUUUAUUUGAUAUAAUUUAUUUAUUUUUUUCCCAUAGAGGAAUGGCAGUGGAAGAUCCUAAUGCAGCACAUGGUCUAAAGCUAACAAUUGAAGAUUACCCUUUUGCAAAUGAUGGUCUCCUCAUAUGGGAUUCUCUCAAAGAAUGGAUCACAGAUUAUGUAAACCAUUACUAUCCAAAUCCAAGCACCAUUGAAUCUGAUUCAGAACUCCAAUCAUGGUGGAAUGAGAUCAUAACCAUUGGUCAUGGUGACAAGUCUAGUGAACCAUGGUGGCCAAAUCUCAAGACACAAAAAGACCUCAUUCACAUUAUUACCACUAUAUCAUGGGUUGCUUCAGCACACCAUGCUUCAGUCAACUUUGCACAAUACAUGUAUGGUGGAUAUUUCCCUAAUAGGCCUGCAAUUGCUAGGAUCAAAAUGCCUGAUGAGGACCCUUCAUUGGAAGAGUGGGAAAAUUUCAUGACCAAUCCUGAUCAAACCUUACUUGAGUGUUUUCCAUCACAAAUUCAAGCACUUUUGGUUAUGGUCAUCUUGAAUUUGCUUUCUGAUCAUUCACCUGAUGAAGAGUACAUUGGACAGUUUAUGGAGCCAUCUUGGGGUGAGGAUCCAAUUAUAAAAUCAUCAUUCGAAAGGUUUAAUAAGAGAUUGAAGGAGAUUGAAGGGAUCAUUGAUUCAAGGAAUGGUAACAUUGAUUUGAAGAAUAGGCAUGGAGCUGGAUUAGUGCCUUAUGAGCUUUUGAAGCCUUUUUCAGGGCCUGGACUCACUGGAAAGGGUGUUCCAUACAGCAUUUCCAUUUAAUCAUCUUUAAUAUUCACUACUAAUUAUUGUUUAUUUUUUUUGCAAAACUACUAUUUAAUUUGUAGUCCAUUAUUGAUUGUUUGUUUAUAUGCAAUAAUUUGAUUGUGUCGUCUGAUGAUCAAUGUAAUUAUCUGACCUGUAUCAA
Messenger RNA from Arachis duranensis, 2834 nucleotides. Its product is annotated as linoleate 13S-lipoxygenase 2-1, chloroplastic. Lineage: Eukaryota; Viridiplantae; Streptophyta; Magnoliopsida; Fabales; Fabaceae. Gene Ontology annotation, molecular function: oxidoreductase activity, acting on single donors with incorporation of molecular oxygen, incorporation of two atoms of oxygen; metal ion binding; protein binding. The coding region runs from base 32 to 2689 and encodes 885 amino acids. The transcript has 8 exons. The record is from RefSeq and is a predicted model, not a curated record. Gene Ontology annotation, biological process: lipid oxidation.